Molecule: messenger RNA, 1071 nt
Organism: Paramecium tetraurelia
Lineage: Eukaryota; Ciliophora; Oligohymenophorea; Peniculida; Parameciidae
Exons: 2
Biological process (GO): DNA-templated DNA replication; DNA repair
Cellular component (GO): DNA replication factor C complex; nucleus
Molecular function (GO): DNA clamp loader activity; ATP hydrolysis activity; DNA binding
Source: RefSeq, a predicted model, not a curated record
AUGCUUCAAUAGUUAUGGACUGAAUCAACUAAACCAAAAUCACUUGAUUCUUUGGAUUAUCAUUCAGAAAUCAGUGAAAUCCUGAGAAAACUUGCCAAAAAUUCCGAUUUCCCUCAUUUAUUGUUCUAUGGUCCAAAUGGAGCUGGAAAGAAAACAAGAGUGCUUGCAUUUCUUAAGGAAGUUUAUGGAUCAGGUGUAUACACAGUCACUGAAGAAGAAAAGGAGUAUAAAAUAAAUGAAACCUCAAAUACCACUACUUCUUGCACUGUAUUAUCAUCCAAAUUUCACAUUGAUGUUGCACCAUCAGAUGCUGAUCAUCACGAUAAAGUGAUCAUCCAGAAACUAAUUAAGGAAGUUGCAAGUUCACAUCAAGUAAAUAGCAAAUAAACCAAAGAUUUCAAAGUUGUAAUUAUUAAUGAAGUCGACAAUCUUACAAAGGAGGCUCAAGCAUCACUGAGAAGAACAAUGGAAAAGUAUAUAGAGAGAUGCAGAAUUAUUUUGAUUUGCGAAUCUUUGGCUAAAAUCAUUAAUCCUAUAAGAAGCAGGUGCCUUUUAAUUAGAGUACCUGCUCCUGAUCAAACUCAAGUGGCUCAAAUCUUAGAUAAGAUUAGUGCAUAAUAUAAUUGCAAAAUCAGCCAAUAACUAAUCAAUAAAAUUGCUAUUGCAAGUAAUGGUAAUCUUAGAGAAGCCAUUUUAUAUUUGCAAUCUACUAGAGUCAAUAACACAUGCAUUAAAGAUGAUCAAAAUAUAGCAGCUCAAGAAUGGAAACUACACAUUUAACAUAAUAUCGUCAUGCCUAUAGUAAAGAACCAAUUAGUUGAAACAAUGAAAGAAAUCAGAGAAAAAUUCUACCAACUUUUGGUCAACUGCAUUCCAGUUGAUAGAAUUAUGUUUGAAAUGCUUCAAGGAGUGCUAAAUUAAUAUAAAGAUCAUGCAAAUAAGAUAAUUCUGUAUGAACUCAUAAAAUCAACAGCAAAAUGUGAAAAUAGAGCAAGAUAGGGAUCUAAGGGUAUCGUUCAUCUAGAAGCAUUGGCAGCUGAAUAUAUGACGAUUAUAAAAUAAUUUGCAUGA